UGCUGCUGAUGCUGGGAUCAGUUUGUAUCUGCUGUGACCACACACACUUUCCAGCGGAGAGAAAAAACAAAAGCUAGGAUAGACUACUAAACAACAGCCUCCCGCUCGGCUGCUGUUUCUGCUGGGUUGGGACACGGCACAGACAGCUUUUGUAGAGUAAAACAGUCGCGUGCGAUAACUCAACCGCUAACUAGCUAGCAGAUGAAGUUAGCAGGCUAGCUGCCGUGUUACAGUGAUGUCCCUGGUUCUGAAAAUAUUAUGCUUUCCGUCAUGUUGUAGCUAGUUUAGCAUAGAUGAAGUUAAAAUCCUAUUAUCUCAAGUCAGUGCAAUAACGAUAAUGCUUUUUGUCCUGCGUAAGAAUUGUUAUGCAUCAUAAUUUAAAACGACUAAAGUUACUAUAAUUUAGCUAACUUUGACGUGCUCUAUUGUUUUGAUGAAUUUUGGAGUCUUGCUGCUUUGUGUUGUGAACCAGAGAGUCGUAAUGCAAGCGUUAGCUCGGUCAUAUUUACCUAGCAAGGCUAAAUGUCCCACAAAAUAACUAACAGGAAACAAAGUAUACCUGUAGUUAGUCAAGGUAACAUCUACAAGUUUAUGUUGGGUUUUUUUUAACGCUUUAACCAAACGUUUGCACGGGAAGCAAAACUUUAUGCUGAUCACAGAUAACAUUAUCAGUCAUUCCCCAGUCAGACAUCACCAUGUGGCCGCAGUUAACCUUAGUCAUUUAUCAUUUGUAGCCUGAAGGAUGGUGUCACUUAAACAGGCCUCAUAGUUUAUCCACCAGUGAGCAUGCCUCUUAAAAAGAAACCCGUGCCCUUAAACAUUACUCCUGCUGGCGAUGGGUUACCCACCUCCACCAGCACUGAUUCAGAGGCCAGUUUAGAGGCACUUGAAAGAAUAAUGGAAGAGUUGGACCUGGACAAACAACAGAAGAAAAGGUUAGCAGCUUUCCUCACCCAGAAGGCCAAGGUGGGCGAGUUGAGAGUCGAUGACUUCCAUCGUGUCUGUGAGCUGGGUGCAGGCAAUGGAGGAGUUGUCAACAAGGAACGUCACAAACCUUCAGGAAUAAUCAUGGCCAGGAAGCUCAUUCAUCUUGAAGUCAAACCUGCUGUCAGAAACCAGAUCAUCCGAGAGCUUCAGGUGCUGCAUGAGUGUAACUCUCCCUACAUUGUGGGCUUCUAUGGAGCAUUUUACAGCGAUGGAGAGAUCAGCAUCUGCAUGGAGCACAUGGAUGGUGGAUCUCUGGACCAGGUGCUGAAAGAAGCAAAGAGGAUUCCUGAAGAGAUUCUGGGCAAAGUUAGCAUCGCUGUUUUGAGAGGCCUUGCAUACCUAAGAGAAAAACAUCAAAUCAUGCAUAGAGAUGUGAAGCCUUCAAACAUACUGGUGAACUCACGUGGGGAGAUCAAGUUGUGUGACUUCGGUGUAAGCGGGCAGCUCAUAGACUCUAUGGCCAAUUCCUUUGUUGGGACCAGAUCCUAUAUGUCGCCUGAGAGAUUGCAGGGAACCCACUACUCUGUGCAGUCAGAUGUGUGGAGCAUGGGGCUGUCCCUUGUGGAGCUGUCAAUUGGACGCUACCCCAUCCCUCCUCCAGAUGCCAGAGAACUGGAGGCCAUAUUUGGACGUCUCAUCAUGGGUGGCAGUGAAGAAGAGAUGCUCAGCACUUCACCAAGACCAAGACCACCAGGUCGACCUGUCAGCGGUCAUGGUCCUGCAAUGGCCAUCUUUGAACUUCUAGACUACAUAGUAAACGAGCCCGCUCCCAGACUACCACAUGGCGUCUUCAGCUCUGAUUUCCAAGACUUUGUGACAAAGUGUCUCAUCAAAAAUCCAGCAGAAAGGGCUGACUUGAAAAUGUUGAUGAACCAUGUGUUUGUCAAACGGUCUGAGGUGGAGGAGGUAGACUUUACUGGCUGGCUUUGUAAAACCAUGGGGCUGAACCAACCAAGCACUCCCACACACACUGCAGACUGAACACACUCACACACACACUCAUAAAAACAUGGAGAAGCUGCUGCCUGAAAGCCUGACGCCCACAUACACACCUUGUUUGCAAUGCCCUCCCUCAGGUGAACCUCUGAAGUCUCCAUCUAUCAAAUGAACUCGUCUAACUUGUAAGCCAGGAAAGAUCCUGUUUGUACAGCACGAGUCUGUCGAUGAUUACAGUCAUCUGUAUGCAUCUGUGCAUGUGUACAGACAGGUAUAUAUAUGAAUUUGUUUUUAUGUGUGUUAUGUAACCACAUUUAGUAAUAUAAGGAUAGGUUUAUUUUUGCUAAACAGGUCGGGUUACGUGUGUCUGUGUUAACAAGAGAUGAUCGAGUCUAGUGCUGUUUUUGUGUUUGGUGAUGUGACUGAUUUCUAAAAAUGAUCAGAUUUCUUGAGGCAAAGCACAAUGUUAAAAACAUUUAAACAUGACCCUCAUGUCAUAGCCCAAAAUCUGAAAAACGUUCCAACCUUAAACGCUCCGUCUGUAUGUCGGGGUUAAAUUAAAGCAACAUCUUCAGCUUAUCGUUGUACCAUUAGCUUCCAUUGAGCUAGAGAGAUUCAUCCCUGGACUGUACCUGCUGUAACAAGACUGCUUUUAUCUCUUAAGCAAGCUACAUCGCGACUCACUGAACGGUCUCAGCGGAAACAAGUGAUUAUUUCUUUGUAUUCACUGUGAUGUAAACAACCGGACGCUGAUUUGCCAUUGAAGUGCGUCCUGUGCUGUGGCAGGAUUAGGGCAUUUUGCUCUUUUGUUUUGUUCUAUUUGUGUACUUCCUUCUUUAAGUAAUAGUUUAAAGGGACAGUUCACCCCCAAAUCAAAAAUACUUUUUCCCCUCUUACCUGUAGUACUAUUUAUCAAUCUAAAAUUGUUUUGGUGUAAGUUGCUGAGAUACCAGCUGUAGAGUUGUCUGUAUGUUUGUUUUACUAACUGCCUGUUUGGCUUUUACUAUGAUGUCUGUUUUUGGUGGGCCGAAGACAAAUUUCCACCGUGAUGGACAAUAAAGGUCUAUUCUAUUCUCAGUGGCUGAUAUUUCCAAACACUCUUCAACUCUCACCAAAACAACCUUGAUUGAUUAAUAGAGCUACAGGUAAGAGGAAAAAUAUGUUGUUUAUAAUUGUGGGGUGAACUGUUCCUUUAAAGAUACAGACUUUUUAUGAUAAAUCAUAGAAAGCUUUGUCAUUUUAAAGUCAGAAUUGUCAAUAAAUUGUGUGUAUUGUUAAUAUGAUUUCUUAAUUUUCCACAUUAUCACGUUUAAUGUUGUACACUCAUUUCACCAGAAGGGGGAAGCACUCAGGCAUAGUGCUCUGAGGACUUCUGGUACAAAAAGUAUGCUACCAAAUAGAAAAUCUGAAAAAUAUACUUGGAACUUUCUGUGUAGUGUAUUGUGUGUGCAUCACAAGUUAACCCAUG
Molecule: messenger RNA, 3391 nt
Organism: Plectropomus leopardus (leopard coralgrouper)
Lineage: Eukaryota; Metazoa; Chordata; Actinopteri; Perciformes; Serranidae
Product: dual specificity mitogen-activated protein kinase kinase 2
Biological process (GO): protein phosphorylation
Molecular function (GO): protein kinase activity; ATP binding
Source: RefSeq, a predicted model, not a curated record